This is a messenger RNA of Corticium candelabrum, 1605 nucleotides long. RefSeq lists its product as uncharacterized. The coding region runs from base 1 to 696 and encodes 231 amino acids. NCBI's taxonomy places the organism in Eukaryota, Metazoa, Porifera, Homoscleromorpha, Homosclerophorida, Plakinidae. The record is from RefSeq and is a predicted model, not a curated record. The transcript is spliced from 2 exons.
AUGGCUACAGUAAGCUCUCAACAGUCGAGCAUGAUUUACGUCGUUUCAGUUGGGAUCUCAAAAGGUAUACAGUCCAUUUACGUUGUGAAAGGAAUCGACUGUGGGGUUUUGGGCACUGAUGUUCUGUCAACCCUUGAGGUCCAGAUAGAUGUUGCUAAUAGAAAGUUGUUCUUGAAAGGGGAAGAAGUGACAACAGUUCAACCAGUCAAAUCAGAAACAAGGUCUGAAGUGCGUUUGUUGAAGUUUGGUCGGGUGUAUUCGCCAAGCAGUGUACUGGUCGGACCUGGGCAGGAAACCACCAUUUGGGGAAAUAUAUACUCCAAUGUUACUAGUGAAUGGACAGGAAUUGUGGAAGUAGUGGAUGAGUUAUCUGAACAUUCAGGACUUUUGGGAUGUGCUACCUUUUGUGUUGGAGGAAAAGGGAGAGAUGUUUCGGUGAGAGUUAUGAAUGUCUGCACAGAACCUAUAGUAAUACAUAAAGGACAGAGUUUGGCGGAAUUUGCUGAAGCAACUGCGUUGGAUGGGGUGGAUCGAAGACCAGUUGGAAAGAGUACCGAUAUUUACAACCCAAUGUUUGACAUAGAUCUGGGUGAGUCAUUGAGCUCUGAUGAGAAACAACAAUUGGAGAAUCUUCUAAAACGUCAUCGGGACGUGUUCGCUUAUCCAAGCAAAUGGUGCGGUAGAACGUUUCAAUAGGACACUGGGAGAAAUGCUAGCAAAGGUGAUAGAUUCUAACCAUACAACAUGGCAAAACCAUUGACACAAGUCCAACUGGCCUAUAAUACGUCGUACCAUGAGUCGAUUGGAGACAUUCCAUAUAGAGUUAUUUUCAAAGAGAUGCCUAGAACGUUGUUACAAGCUGCAGCAGAUUCUGUGUGCAGGAUAACAGAACACAAGACGACAUCACCAAUGGCUUAUGUAAAGAACAGUUUGACAUCUGUUCCUGACAUAUACCAAAAGGUAAAGAAAAACUACAGUCAUAGGUCAAAUGAAAGACAGAGACAGUACAAUAAAUCAAAGUUGCACUUCACCCCAUACGUGUUGGAGAUCUAGUGUGGAUUACACAUCCUAGUGGAGGGAAACAAGUAUCUCGUUCUUUCUGUCCACGAUGGAUGGGACCUUAUAAAGUUGUUGAAAAGAUAUCCGACGUAGUCUACAAGGUUCGUCGACCAUAUGGGAGGAAGGAUGUGACUCUCCAUCAUGAUAGAAUAAUACCAUAUGUACAACGUAACUUGCGUUUUAAAGAUAUUAGAACAGAUGUAAACCAACAGAGGGAUCUUUUGGAUACUAAAACAAAUGUAAACCAACAGAGAGAGAUUCUCUCAGAUAUUUCCACAGACUCUGAGGAUAAUGUGGAAGAGUUACCUGAUCCCGUUGAAUCAGAUUCUAACUCAAGUAAUGAAGCUCCUCAAGUACUUAGAAGAUCUCAACAUCAAAGAUCUCGCCCACAAUAUCUGAAUGAUUAUAUUGUAGACUCGGACUUUAGCCCUUCGUCUGAGGGGGAGUGAUGUAAAGUAGUAAUAUAAUAGUUUUACGUCUUAGCGCACGUUAGCAUAUCAGUGGUUAUAUAACACAUCGCUUACUUAUAAUACAUCAGUCUUUUUA